AUGAAGGAAGAGGCCAUCAUCGACGAAAAGUUGCAGUACGAAGAAGAAAAGAGACACGAUGACCUUGAGCAUCAAGUUGCCCUUGACGAGGAAGAUGACUCUCCCAUCGAAGAAGUUCGCGUCACCGUCUCCAACACCGACGACCCCCAGCAGCCAUACAACACCUUCCGGAUGUGGUUCCUCGGCCUCCUCUUCACCGCUAUCAUCUCCUUCGUCAACCAGUUCUUCUACCUCCGCCAAACAACCAUCUCCCUCAACUACGCCAUCGUUGCCCUCAUCGCCCUCCCCUGCGGUCACUUCCUUGCCCGUGUCCUCCCUACUCGCGAGGUCGACCUUUUUGGAUUCAAGUUCUCGCUCAACCCGGGUCCCUUUUCGAUCAAGGAGCAUGUCUUGAUUGGUACUAUGGCUGCUUGUAAUACAUCUACAGCUUAUGCGGUGGAUAUUGUGCUGAUCCAGAGGCUGUAUUAUCACGAGGAGAAGAGUUUUGUUGCGGGCUUGCUCUUGGUCUUGACUACACAAAUUGCAGGAUUCAGUAUGGCCGGCGCGAUAAGGAGGUUCUUGGUUCGCCCUGCGCACAUGGUCUGGCCUUCCACCUUGGUCACAGCAUCGCUCUUCCGCUCCCUCCACGCAGAAGCAGACCAAGACAACCAUGGCCGCAUGUCCAGAAUGAAGUACUUUGCGAUCGUCUGCGGCGGCAGUUUCGUUUACUACUGGCUCCCAGGUCUGAUCUUCCCAACCAUCGGAUUCAUCUCUUGGAUGUGCUGGAUCAACCCCGACAACAUUAUCCUUGCCCAGUUGACUGGUUCAAACGGUCUGGGAAUCGGAACUAUUGCCCUUGACUGGUCUGCCCUCUCGUACUAUGUCGGUCCUCUGGUUACCCCUUGGUUCGCGCAGGUUAAUAUCUUGGUUGGUUUUGUCCUCGUCACGUACAUCAUGGUCCCUUGGGCGUACUACACCAACCUGUGGGACUCUCAGAACUAUCCCAUCAUCACCGCGACGCUUUUCAAGGAGAAUGGAUCUGAAUACAAUGUCACGGAGGUCCUUGACAAAAGCGGAGUCUUGGAUGAGACCUUGUACACCAACUAUGGCCCCCUUCGUAUGGACUCGUUUUUUUCCUUGACCUACGGUGUGGGUUUCGCCGGUCUGACUGCCACCUUGGUCCAUGUCGCGCUUUACAAUGGCCGUGAGAUCAUCACCCGCUGGAAGUCUGCCCGUGACGAGAACGAAGAUAUCCAUUCCCGUCUGAUGCGUGCAUACCCCGAAGUUCCCGACUGGUGGUACGGCCUCCUGUUCGUCAUCACCUUUGGUCUCAGCAUUGUCACGGUCGAAGUCUGGCACUACAUGCCCUGGUGGGCCCUCUUCCUCGCCUUCGCCCUCGCCGCCAUCUUUGUCCUCCCCGUCGGUAUCGUCCAAGCCAUCACCAACCAGCAGCCCGGUCUCAACGUCAUCACCGAGUACGUCAUCGGAUACCUCCUCCCCGGCCACGCGAUCUCUAACGUCACCUUCAAGACCUACGGCUACAUCGUCAACCUCCAAGCCCUCAAUUUUGUCUCCGACCUCAAACUCGGCCACUACAUGAAGAUCCCCCCAAGAAUCAUGUUCAUGGCCCAACUCAUUUCUGCAAUCAUAUCCUGUAUCAUUAACCUCGGCACGGCAACUUGGCUCGUCAACACCCGCCCAAACGUCUGCACAAGGGCUGGAUACCCCUUCACUUGCCGUAACACCAACACCUUCUACUCUGCCUCCGUCAUCUGGGGCGCCAUCGGACCCGCACGCGUCUUCGGCAACAAGGACAAUGCAAUCUACUCCCCCGUCCAGUGGGGCUUCCUCGCCGGCGCCCUCCUCCCCGUCAUCUUCUGGUACGCCUCCAAACGAUUCCCAAACAUCGGCUGGCUCAAAUCCGUCCACUGGCCCGUCCUCCUCGCCGCGACUUCCAACAUGCCCCCAGCACUCCCCUACAUGUACUCGAACGGUCUCUUCGUAGGCUUCAUCUUUGCGUUCCUGUUGAGACGCUACAGAUACGAUUGGUGGUCGCGGUAUAACUACUUGACGUCUGCGGCGUUGGAUGCGGGUGUAGCAGUGGCUGGUUUGAUGAUUUUCUUUGCGGUCCAGUCCUGGGAUGGAGCGUUCCCAUUCUGGUGGGGAAACCCGGAUGAUACCAACCCGGAUGCCAAUGCUGGUGCCUUGGACCAUUGUGCCCUUGGCGGUGCCCCUUACACUGGCAAUAAUUAG
Molecule: messenger RNA, 2232 nt
Organism: Linnemannia hyalina
Lineage: Eukaryota; Fungi; Mortierellomycota; Mortierellomycetes; Mortierellales; Mortierellaceae
Source: the annotation of a GenBank genome assembly